Messenger RNA from Haliaeetus leucocephalus (bald eagle), 756 nucleotides. It is a transcript of the gene MB, whose product is annotated as myoglobin. The transcript has 3 exons. NCBI's taxonomy places the organism in Eukaryota, Metazoa, Chordata, Aves, Accipitriformes, Accipitridae. The coding region runs from base 60 to 524 and encodes 154 amino acids. Gene Ontology annotation, cellular component: extracellular exosome. The record is from RefSeq and is a predicted model, not a curated record. Gene Ontology annotation, molecular function: oxygen binding; heme binding. Gene Ontology annotation, biological process: oxygen transport.
ACCCUUUGGGGAAAGGCAAACGGCUGUGGGGAGUGCUUGGGACCUGCCUUCGGUGAACCAUGGGGCUCAGUGAUCAGGAAUGGCAGAAAGUCCUGGCCAUCUGGGGAAAGGUGGAGUCCGACCUCGCCGGCCAUGGCCAUGCAGUUUUAAUGAGACUCUUUCAGGACCACCCCGAGACCUUGGAUCGCUUUGAAAAGUUCAAAGGCCUGAAGACUCCUGAUCAGAUGAAGGGCUCUGAAGACCUGAAGAAACAUGGACUUACUGUGUUUACCCAGCUGGGCAAAAUCCUGAAGCAGAAGGGUAAUCAUGAGUCAGAGUUGAAGCCCCUGGCUCAAACUCAUGCGACCAAGCACAAAAUCCCUGUCAAAUAUCUGGAGUUCAUUUCUGAAGCCAUUAUCAAGGUCAUUGCCGAAAAACACUCUGCAGACUUUGGGGCUGAUUCCCAGGCUGCAAUGAAGAAGGCCCUGGAGCUGUUCCGAAAUGAUAUGGCCAGCAAGUACAAGGAGUUCGGUUUCCAGGGUUAGCACAUACGCAUAGAGGAACACCAUGAUGGAGGCCUGGCCAUGCAUCUUAGAGUAGCUUCCCCAGCGCUGUUUUGGACAUCUCACAAUUGGCCACCCAAGAUGUGUGGGAAAGCUUUGAUGAGAAGCCAAGAGUCACUCCAGGCAGCGUAGAGGCACUCAGCGAUAUCCAUGAUAAACCAUUGUUUCCUGGCUUCAUGUAUACAAGACAAAUAAUCUGCUUUCUUAGGAAAAA